This is a messenger RNA of Hydractinia symbiolongicarpus, 2794 nucleotides long. Its product is annotated as cytochrome P450 3A4-like. The coding region runs from base 94 to 1587 and encodes 497 amino acids. The transcript has 7 exons. NCBI's taxonomy places the organism in Eukaryota, Metazoa, Cnidaria, Hydrozoa, Anthoathecata, Hydractiniidae. The record is from RefSeq and is a predicted model, not a curated record. Gene Ontology annotation, molecular function: iron ion binding; steroid hydroxylase activity; heme binding.
UGAGAUUUUUACAUUCUGCCUGCUUUUUUGUCUAGGAUAAAAGAAAUAUUACCACGACAUUUAAUUUCAUUGUUACCAUAAUUACUUGUAAACAUGAAUAUUUCAUCUUCUGCAACAGAUGAAUUAUUGCGAAAUGCAAUUUACGUUAUCAUUUUCUCACUGUUGUUGUACUUCGUUUACUGGUAUGCAUAUGGACGACUUCAAUUAUUCAAGAAACUUGGAAUUCCUGGUCCGACUCCAACUCUUUUUUUUGGUAACACCUACGAAAUCUUGAGAAAUCAUCGAGACAGAUUUCAUUUGUAUGUUCAUGAAAAUUUAUCAAAGUAUGGAGGGAUGUUCGGCAUGUUUACGUAUGGUGUUCCGACUUACGUUAUAACAGAUCGUGCGUUGCUCAAAGAAGUUCUUGUGAAGCAGUUUGAUAAGUUUAGUGACAGGCAGCAUUCUCAAACACGUCCAUAUCCUUUAAAUUUGAUGCUGGGUCAGCUCAUGGGUGAUCAUUGGAAAUUUGUACGAAGCAAGUUAUCGCCAUCGUUUACAACUGCAAAACUUCGACUGCUUAACACUUUGUUCAAUGAAGCCACUGAUACUGCUAUUAAAAUUAUAGAAAAAGAGAGGCAUCAUUCUGUUGAUAUGGCUAAGAUCUUUCAAGGAUUCUCCAUGGAGGCAAUUGUUUCAUCUUCAUUUGGAAUAAAGACUGAGUCUCAUACACCCCUUAACACAAAGAUGCUGUCUCUUGUCCAAGAAUUCUUCUUGGAUGCACCAGCCUGGCAUCGUCUGAUGAAUUUACUCCCUAUGGGUAAUUUCCUGCAAAGAAAUGUGCCUUGUCGAUUUUACAGUGUUUUAACAGAACUUUUUGCGCUUACAAAACCUGUGCUUGUUGAACGCAAAAGCACUGAGAAUAAACAGCAGGACUUAUUGCAGCUAAUGAUAGAUUCACAAACAGCAAACAACAAGAUUGGAUUGUCAGACGACGAAAUAUUUGCUUCGUGUUGUAUAUUCCUUGCAGCUGGAUUUGAAACAAGCAGUUCCACACUUUCAAACUUAAUGUUUGAGCUAGCUAAACAUCCAGAAUAUCAGGAAAAGUUGUUUGAGGAGAUAAAUACGAUUUGGAAAGACAAGUCAGUAGCACCAAGUUAUGAAGACGUACAGAAAACGAAAUACAUGGAUGUUUUGAUUGAUGAAUGUUUGCGAAUGUAUCCUCCAGGAUCAUUGAUAGCACGUGCAUGUAAAGAGGAUUGCACAAUAAAUGGUGUGAAGUUCUUCGCAGGAAGUAAUGUUAUGGUGCCCAUCUAUACCUUGCAUCGCGACCCCGCUGUCUGGGAGAAACCAAAUGAAUUUUAUCCAGACCAUUUCAGCGAUGAAGCAAAGAAAACUCGACGCGAUACCGAUUACAUGCCUUUUGGUUAUGGUCCGAGGAAUUGCAUUGGUAUGAGAUUUGCCGUUAUGGAGAUAAAAAUCAUUUUGACAAGAUUGAUUGGAAAGUAUAAGUUUUCAAUGGCAAAUGACACACCAGAUGAGUUAAAACUAACAAUGGUUAUUACAAAUAUAGCACGACAUCCUAUACCAUUAAAAGUGGAGGAACGUUAACAUCUGCCCCUGUUUACGACGAUGGAGUUUUUAUGUGAAACCAAAUUAAUGUUUUGCCUUUGCUCAUGUUAGAAUUUCUGAAAACGUUUAUAUAAGCAUUUUUAAAUUUCAUCUCGAACUAGGAGAAGCUGAUUUCUUAAAAUAUCGAGAUGAAGUUAUAUAAAAUAAUGUUUUUUGAUAAUACACGGUUUGUUUAAGAAAUCUCAAAAUUUUAACCGCCUAGUCAUCUUUCUUUUUUCUCUAUAACUUUAAAUAAUAGACUUAUUGUUUUUAACUUAAAAUCUCCUGGUAGGCAGAUAUUCUUAUAAAAAGUGUAUAUUGUUCAGACUUUCUCUAUGCAAAAUGCAAAAGAUAGAGAAAGUUUUACGAGAAAAUUGAAGGAAAACUUAUCCGACUUUGGAUAAUUUACUCUUCUUUUAUAGUGUUAAAUGUCAUAUGAAAAGGGGUACCUGUGUUUCCUAGGGGAAAUUUAUGAUGGUAAUUCGGUUACUAAUUUUUAAUAAAAUAAUUUUUAAUAACUUUAAGGAGUGUUCAUAUAAGGUAAAGUUGACCGGUUGACCAGGCUGAAUUUUUUUUUACGUUCAUAUGAGGCAGGCGGCUGACCUGGUUAAGCGGGCAGAACAAAGUCACGAAAGUUUGUUCAAAACAACGAUAAAUAACAAAAUAAUAAAAUUUAAUGAUAAUGUUAUUCAUCUGGAGUCUUUUUAUAUAUUUAUGGUUCUUCGUGUAUAUAAUAUAAUAUAUAAGGUUAUAUAAAUUGGCAAUAGAGCUAAACAUUCGAUAAUUUGUUCGUACACAAAAGUUAUAGUUUUAGGCCUGCCUGUUAUGUCUGUAAUAUUCUUUUAAUAAUUGUAGAUGGUUUAAUAUUCUCUAUAAUGAAACAUUUUGUUCUUGUCAUGAGUUAGUUCAAAAGAAUAUGUGCACAUAAGGGCAGCCAUUUCAAACCUUCCAUAUCUUCUAACAUCCUAACGUAACAAGGAAAAGAGCAGAAAAUUUAAAGAAAUCAAGUGUCGAAGAGUGUUGAAAUUGAGUUACAUUCUAAAAUUCUUGCUUUCAGAAAGGAGACUUUUUUGUGGCAGCCAGAAAAAACGUUUUGGGCAAGAGAAAUUUCUUUUUAUAUUUAUAAAUCCUAAAAUUUACCAAGAUGACUACUAUAAUAACAAAUAAAUAACUAUAUUUCACAACUAAGUAUCUAUAUAUCUUCCUA